Molecule: messenger RNA, 36958 nt
Organism: Coregonus sp. 'balchen'
Lineage: Eukaryota; Metazoa; Chordata; Actinopteri; Salmoniformes; Salmonidae
Source: the annotation of a GenBank genome assembly
AUGAACAACAACCACCGAGUGCCGAGCAACCGAACUCUGAGCGCCGUGGAGGUGAAGAGCAAGGUGCGUUGCUUGCAAUAUUAGCUAGCUAGUUGCCAGUACAAAACAGCUACUAUGUAACUAUUUUAUGAGUUAUUGAAGGCUCCUAGCUUACUACUUACAAAUGAUGGCUAAAUUAGCCUGCUAAGUGGCUUGUCAGCAAGUUAUGUUGUAAUUCAAUUGUCUCUUCUGCGCCAGUUAGCUGUACCAGUUUGCUUGCUAGCUAGUUGGCCAGCCAGUUAUCUAGAGCCAGUUAUCUAGCCAGCGAACGAACAAACAAGUGUAAAAUGUGGAUUGGUGUGAGGAAGGCAUGUGUUGGUAUCCAAUGCAUGGAUCGAUGUUUUACCACAUUAUUUGUACGAAUUCUAUUAUUACGCCGCGGUCGGAACCCUGUCAAAAGCUUUGGAGAUUAGGCAAUGUUGUGACUGUACCCAGCCACCCACAUAAUGAGCGAAUACUUGUCAGCGAACCACACAUUGUUGUGGUUGAGUUUGGACAAUAUGUUACACAAUUUUAUAUGAUCUGAUUGGGUGAAUAUUUAUGGUUACAAUAAAAUAACUAAAAUAGCCAUACUUAACAAGCUUUAAAAGAAUCUGAGAUUGCAUCGCCUACUGUCUGGUUGUUAAUUAGGUUUGCUAAUCGGUUAUGAAGGUUGUUGGCCUAGAGCGCUGACAAGUCAUUCUGCUGUUCAUUGUCCCGUGCGCAGGUGCCAAAGGCACAGGUGAUCUUGGUUCCUUCCGCAUAUGAUUUCUAAUAGUAAACAUAAGUCAUUGCGCAGUUUGGGUUCAAUAUUCCAUACCUCUAAAUAGCUACAUUUUCCAUUAUUGUGAUUAUCCCCAAAUUAAUAUUCAGUGUCACUACUGGAAUGUCACUAAUAAUAAUGCAGGGGUCCCUAAAUCCAUUCAAAACACUAACUUUUUCAUCAAUACAUGUUAUGAGAUGUUGUCAAGGUUACAGACAUUAGUCUCAUGAAAAGGGUGACAAUGGUACUGAUCCCCAGUUUCCCAAGUGCAGAUAAAGAAGAAUACAAUUUGUUUGUCAUCUUCAGCCUGAUUAGACAAUGGGGUACUAAUCAACCAUACAAACCCAGUCCCCAGCACUGUGCAGCAGUAACCACAACACUGCUAGUCACUGGGUGUACCAUCGUAAUGCAAAAAAGGGACGGGAGGAUCCAACCCUUGUCUUUCGUUUCACUUUGGCAACAGGCAUUACUCCAACCAUGUCAAACAAAACAUGUUUGUGGCAAACUGCCCUCUCUAAUAGAGUACCACCAACAAGAGUUACUGCAACCAGUGACCACAGUGUGAUUGACUUGGUAGAUUUCAGAUCAGUGCUUUUCCUAUCGAUGUGCCAGCGAUCGAGAUGGGUGUGUGAGUCCUUAUCUCUGUAAUUAUAGGCUGCUAUGACAUACACAGGCACAAGCACACCCACAUCUGCAUAUUGAACAUUUUCACUGAUGCACAGAUUGUACUCAUUUUCACACAUACAAGCCAAGGACACAUAAUCAGUGUUUAUACUAACUGAGUGACGCUCUGGACUACUAGACACUCAACCAAUUGACUCACGACCACUAUGUGGUAGAGUUUUAUUUUAUAAAAUGUUGAAUUUGGCCUUUACUAUUAUAACUGAUUGAAACGCAUUGAAUAACACAUUCAUAAAUGGCAAACAAUAAUAAAUCAUAAGGAAUAAGGUUUUGAAGUGUCUAUCCUAUAUCUAGGAGAUAACAAAGCUCAGGAAAUAUUAGUUUUUUUGGACACAUAUUUAACCCUUUAUUUUUGUUGGCACAAAACUACCUGCAUACAGUGCAUUCAGAAAGUAUUCAGACCCCUUGACUUUUUCCACAUUUUGUUACAUUACAGCCUUAUUCUAAAAUUGAUUUUUAAAAAAAAACAGGUUUUUAGAAAUUUUAGCAAAAAAUAAAUAAAUGGAAAUAUGACAUUUACAUAAAUAUUCAGACCCUUUACUCAGGACUUUGUUAAAGCACCUUUGGCAGCGAUUACAGCCUUGAGUCUUCUUGGGUAUGACGCUACAAGCUUGGCACACCUGUAUUUGGGGAGUUUCUCCCAUUCUUCUUUGCAGAUCCUCUCAAGCUCUGUCAGGUUGGAUGGGGAGCGUCGCUACACAGCUAUUUUCAGGUCUCUCCAGAGAUGUUUGAUCGGGUUCAAGUCCAGGUUCUGGCUGGGGUACUCAAGGACAUUCAGAAACUUGUCCCGAAGCCACUCCUGCGUUGUCUUGGCUGUGUGCUUAGGGUCGUUGUCCUGUUGGAAGGUGAACCUUCACCCCAGUCUGAGGUCCUGAGCGCUCUGGAGCAGGUUUUCAUCAAGGAUCUCUCUGUACUUUGCUCUGUUCAUCUUUCCCUCGAUCCUGAUUAGUCUCCCAGUCCCUGCCACCGAAAAACAUCCCCACAUCAUGAUGCUGCCACCACCAUGCUUCAACGUAGGGAUGGUGCCAGGUUUUCUCCAGACGUGACGCUUGAAUCUUGUUUCUCAUGGUCUGUCAUGUGCCUUUUACUGAGGAGUGGCUUCCGUCUGGCCGCUACCAUAAAGGCCUGAUUGGUGGAGUGCUGCAGAGAUGGUUGUCCUUCUGGAAUGUUCUCCCAUCUCCAAAGAGGAACUCUAGAGCUCUGUCAGAAUGACCAUCGGGUUCUUGGUCACCUCCCUGACCAAGGCCCUUCUCCCCCGAUGGCUCAGUUUUGCCGGGUGGCCAGCUCUAGGAAGAGUCUCUGUGGUUCCAAACUUCUUCCAUUUAAGAAUGAUAGAGGCCACUGUGUUCUUGGGGACCUUCAAUGCUGCAGACAUUUUUGGGUACCCUUCCCCAGAUCUGUGCCACGACACAAUCCUGUCUCGGAGCUCUACGGACAAUUCCUUCGACCUCAUGGCUUGGUUUUUUUUAUAGACAGGUGUGUGUGCCUUUCCAAAUCAUGUCCAAUCAAUUGAAUUUACCACAGGUGGACUCCAGUCAAGUUGUAGAAACAUCUCAAGGAUGAUCAAUGGAAACAUGAUGCACCUGAGCUCAAUUUUGAGUCUCAUAGCAAAGGGUCUGAAUACUUAUGUAAAUAAGGUAUUUCUGUUUUAUUUUUUUAUACAAUUGCUACAAUUUCUAAAAACCUGUUUUCUCUUUGUAAUUAUGGGGUAUUGUGUGUAGUUUGAGGGAAAAAAUUAAUUUGAAUCCAUUUUAGAAUAAGGCUGUAACGUGGAAAAAGGGAAGUGGUCUGAAUACUUUCCGAAAGCACUGUACUUCCAUUUGUUUGUAUAAGUUACCUUCAGACGAGUCCUGUGACACUUGUGGGGGUCGUAGAGAGAACCACCGAUUUUCGGGAUGUCUCAUGGUCUGACAAACACAGCUGUAGCUCGGCCACCUUCCACCGCAGAUGCGAAAGGCCAACAUAGGCGGAUGCGGUGGAUCGAGAUGCAGCCAUGCUUAUUAAACUGACGGAUUUUGAUGGGGAGUCUUUUAUGUUACUUAUACUGAACAAAAAUAUAACCUCAACAUGUAAAGUGUUGGUCUCAUGUUUCCUUAUGAAUUCCAGAAAAGUUCCACAAAUAGCUUUUUUCUCUCCAAUUUUGUGCACAAAUUUGUUUACAUCCCUGUUAGUGAGCAUUUCUCCUUUACCAAGAAAAUCCAUCCACCUGACAGGUGUGGCAUAACAAGAAGCUAAUUAAACCGCAUGAUCAUUUCACAGGUGCACUCUAAAAGGCCAAAUGUGCAGUUUUGUCACAACACAAAAUGCCACAGAUGUCUCAUGUUUUGAGGGAGUGUGCAAUUGGCAUGCUGACAGCAGGAAUGUCCACCAGAGCUUUUGCCAGAUAAUUGAAUGUUCAUUUCUCUACCAUAAACCGCCUCCAACGUUGUUUUAGAGAAUUUGGCAGUACGUCCAACCGGCCUCACAUCCGCAGACCACAUGUAACCACGCCAGCCCAGGACCUCCACAUUCGGGCUUCUUCACCUGCGGGAUCGUCUGAGACCAGCCACACAGACAGCUGAUGAAACAGGUAUUUUUGCACGAACUGUCAGAAACCGUCUCAGGGAAGCUCAUCUGCGUGCUUGUCGUCUUCACCAGAGUCUUGACCUGACUGCAGUUUGUCGUCGUAAGGGAAAAUGCUCACCUUCUAUGGCAACUGGCACGCUGGAGAUGUGUGCUCUUCACGGAUGAAUCCUGGUUUCAACUGUACCGGGCAGAUGGCGUUGUGUUUGCUGAUGUCAAAAUUGUGAACAGAGUGCCCCAUGGUGGCGGUGGGGUUAUGGUAUGGGCGGGCAUAAGCUACAGUGAGGGGGGGGAAAAAGUAUUUGAUCCCCUGCUUAUUUUGUACGUUUGCCCACUGACAAAGAAAUGAUCAGUCUAUAAUUUUAAUGGUAGGUUUUGAACAGUGAGAGACAGAAUAACAACAACAAAAUCCAGAAAAAAUACACAUUUCAAAAAUGUUAUAAAUUGAUUUGCAUUUUAAUGAGGGAAAUAAGUAUUUGACCCCUCUCAAUCAGAAAGAUUUCUGGCUCCCAGGUGUCUUUUAUACAGGUAACGAGCUGAGAUUAGGAGCACACUCUUAAAGGGAGUGCUCCUAAUCUCAGCUUGUUACCUGUAUAAAAGACACCUGUCCACAGAAGCAAGCAAUCAAUCAAUCAGAUUCCAAACUCUCCACUAUGGCCAAGACUAAAGAGCUCUCCAAGGAUGUCAGGGACAAGAUUGUAGACCUACACAAGGCUGGAAUGGGCUACAAGACCAUCGCCAAGCAGCUUAGUGAGAAGGUGACAACAGUUGGUGCGAUUAUUCGCAAAUGGAAGAAACACAAAAGAACUGUCAAUCUGCCUCGGCCUGGUGCUCCAUGCAAGGUCUCACCUCGUGGAGUUGCAAUGAUCAUGAGAACGGUGAGGAAUCAGCCCAGAACUACACAGGAGGAUCUUGUCAAUGAUCUCAUGACAGCUGGGACCAUAGUCACCAAGAAAACAAUUGGUAACGCACUACGCCGUGAAGGACUGAAAUCCUGCAGCACCUGCAAGGUCCCCCUGCUCAAGAAAGCACAUAUACAUGCCCGUCUGAAGUUUGCCAAUGAACAUCUGAAUGAUUCAGAGGAGAACUGGGUGAAAGUGUUGUGGUCAGAUGAGACCAAAAUUGAGCUCUUUGGCAUCAACUCAACUCGCCGUGUUUGGAGGAGGAGGAAUGCUGCCUAUGACCCCAAGAACACCAUCCCCACCGUCAAACAUGGAGGUGGAAACAUUAUGCUUUGGGGGUGUUUUUCUGCUAAGGGGACAGGACAACUUCACUGCAUCAAAGGGACGAUGGACGGGGCCAUGUACCGUCAAAUCUUGGGUGAGAACCCCCUUCCCUCAGCCAGGGCAUUGAAAAUGGGUCGUGGAUGGGUAUUCCAGCAUGACAAUGACCCAAACACACAGGCCAAGGCAACAAAGGAGUGGCUCAAUAAGAAGCACAUUAAGGUCCUGGAGUGGCCUAGCCAGUCUCCAGACCUUAAUCCCAUAGAAAAUCUGUGGAGGGAACUGAAGGUUCGAGUUGCCAAACGUCAGCCUCGAAACCUUAAUGACUUGGAGAAGAUCUGCAAAGAGGAGUGGAACAAAAUCCCUCCUGAGAUGUGUGCAAACCUGGUGGCCAACUACAAGAAACGUCUGACCUCUGUGAUUGCCAACAAGGGUUUUGCCACCAAGUACUAAGUCAGUACUAAGUUGCAGAGGGUCAAAUACUUAUUUCCCUCAUUAAAAUGCAAAACAAUUCAUAACAUUUUUGACAUGCAUUUUUCUGGAUUUUUGUUGUUGUUAUUCUGUCUCUCACUGUUCAAAUAAACCUACCAUUAAAAUUAUAGACUGAUCAUGUCUUUGUCAGUGGACAAACGUACAAAAUCAGCAGGGGAUCAUACUUUUUUCCCUCACUGUACGGACAACAAACACAAUUGCGUUUUAUCGAUGGCAAUUUGAAUGCACAGAGAUACUGUGAUGAGAUCCUGAGGCCCAUUGUCUUGCUAUUUAAUCCAUCACCUCACGUAUCAGGAUGAUAAUGCAUGGCCCCAUGUCACAAAGGAUUUUUGCACAGUUCCUGGAAGCUGAAAAUGUCCCGGUUCUUCCAUGGCCUGCAUACUCACCAGAUAUGUCACCCAUUGAGCAUGUGUGGGAUGUUCUGGAUCGACGUGUACGACAUCGUGUUCCAGUUCCCGCCAAUAUCCAGCAACUUCGCACAGCCAUUGAAGAGUGGGACAACGUUCCACAGGCCACAAUCAACAGCCUGAUCAACUCUAUGUGAAGGAGAUGUGUUGUGCUGCAUGAGGCAAAUGGUGGUCACACCAGAUACUGACUGGUUUUCUCAUCCAUGCCCCUACAUUUUUUUAAAGGUAUCUGUGACCAACAGAUGCAUAUCUGUAUUCCUAGUCAUCUGAAAUCCAUAGAUUAGAGCCUCAUUUAUUUAUUUCAAUUGACAGAUUUCCUUAGGAACUGUAACUCAGUAAAAUCUUUGAAAUUGUUACAUGUUGCGUUAUAUUUUUGUUCAGUGUAGAUUGACACACACAGCUGUGUCAAUAUACUCUUAAGGAUUAAACACUCAAUAUACUUAUUCCAACCACUGUGUAAUGUUUUUCUGGUUUGUCAAAACUGUUUGCUGCUUAAUUCUUUCUACAAACACCAAGAUCAUUAUCCUUCCUCCUAUCCAAUCUUUAACUGCGGUCUGUCUGUCUCUGUCUGUGUGUCUUUGCGCAUUCCUAUGUGUCUCAGUUUGGGGCCGAAUUCCGUCGGUUCUCCCUGGACCGGUCGAAGCCGGGUCGGUUCGACGAGUUCUAUGGACUCCUGCAGCACGUGCACCGGAUCCCCAACGUGGACCUGCUGGUGGGUUACGCCGACGUCCAAGGCGACCUGUUGCCAAUCAACAACGAUGACAACUACCACAAGGCCAUCUCUGUGGCUAGCCCGCUGCUACGGCUCUUCCUGCAGAGGAAAGGUAAGAAAGGAUCAAACAAAUUUAUUUUACAUCCAAAAAGCAAGCAAUGCAGAGGCAGAAGCACAGUGGCUACGAAACACUCCCUAGAAGGCAGGAACAUAGGAAGAAACCUAGAAAGGAACCAGGCUCCGAGGGGUGGCCAGUCCUCUUCUGGCUGUACCGGGUAGAGAAGGAUCGCACAGAGCCAGGGGGCAGGUCAGCAUGGGGCAGAGGGAAGGAUUAUUUUUUCGAAGUUUAUCUUUUUUUUUAUUGUAACUUUUUACUGGUACUUCUUCUUCUAUGGUGAUUGUAGUGAAUUGCUUACUUGCUUAGUCACACGGGUGUUCCUUGUUCGUGUGAGUUAGCUUGUUGUUUUUUUUGUUUUUUAAAUCAGCUAUCUAACAGUCACGUGAGAUUCUAUGUGUGUAAUCCCACAGUCUUUCCUCCAUCUCCUAAAACAAUCUCUGUGGUUUCAAGCGAAGUGUCCUAUUCCACCCUCUGUAUGGCCAUUGCCUUCUGCUAUUUUAGUAGCCUAUCCUCUCUUGAAUGUUUAAAGGGAUACUUUGAGAUUUUGACAAUUAAGCCCUUUUGUCUACUUACCCAGAGUCAGGUGAACUCAUGGAUACCAUUUGUAUGUCUCUCUGUGCAGUUUCUGGAGCCAUUGAUAACUAGAAUUAGCGCAAUGACUGGAAGUCUACCUGAGCUAGCAUGCCAAAAUCUCCCUUUUAGUAUGACAAACAUGUGUUCUGUAAAUAGGUCUGUCAAGCCUGGGCGCAUUGGACGCAUUGGAUUUGGGCAAAAUAACAAUAUUUUUGACGGUAUUUCGUUUUUUGAAAAAUAACAGUUCUACAUUUGCUUAAUGAGUUGUGCAUGACCCUAGGGUGGCAACACAAAUUGUAAGUGAUUUCAAUGUCGGCUUUCUCCAUUCUGAUUUGUUUUAUACUGUUCAAUCAAACCAAAAGUUGGAUCUCAUUUGAGAUCAUUUCCACACUGCCACGUAGGGCUGCACGAUAUGGGCCAAAAAAUCUAGGCCUUAUUUUUUUACCAAAUAUUGCAAGUGCGAUUUAGAUCAAAACACUUGGGUGAACGGUUGGAAUCAUGGAAAUAGAAUGGAAAUAGAAUGAAGAUUCUAAAUCUAUAGUUAGAAUGUAAUAGUGGGCACUGAAUAUGUUUGACAUAACAACGAAUGAAAAAGCCAGAGAGGCGUUCUAAUACUAAUAGGAUCUCUAUGGAGGCAUUAUUCUGACAGGGUAGGAACCAAAGUGUUGGUCAGUGUUUCCCAGGGGAGUGGGACCCUAUAAUCUUUGGCUACAUUAAAUGGUUAAUGUCUAGAUGGGAUAUUGCUUUUGUAUAAUUUGACAUCAAAAGUAGAUUUUCUUUUAUUGCAUUUUAGCUAACCCUAACCCUUUUCCUAAACUUAACCUAAUUAUUCUAACCUGGUUCUUAAGUUCUCAUAAACCUGCUACAAAAAGUCAAUUUUGACAAAGGCUGUACCUGUUCUAGAUGACACCAAUUAAAUGUUUUCUCUUACUUCAUGUAGCUAACACAUUCAUACUUAGCCUAUUCCUCUCUGAUUUAUAAGAUACUGUUGCACAAACAGUAUGCUGAUUUAGGCCUACACCAGCACUGGUAUCAGGCUGUAUUAGCUAGCUACAUUUGAUCUGACUCAGUACAUUUAUUAACUAGCUAACUUGUGAUUAGCAUUAGCGGCUAACAUUAUUUAUUUUAGCCACAACUUGCUAAGACAAACUAGCUGUUUGCAGACUGUAAAAUACACAAACUAAUAGUGUAAAUAUAGAACACUUGUGGAUUUAUAUUAAGAAGCAAAGUGGAAAGCAGCAUUGUUGUCAUCAAAUCAAGCUUUAUUUAUACAGCACAUCUCAUACAUGUAAUGCAAAGCAAUGUGCUUUACAUUAAAAAACUAUGAAAAUAAAAGCUGGAAUAUUUACUACACAACAAACAUAAGAUACACAAACUGAACAACUAAGAAGCACCCUAAGGAAAAGCAAAGCUAAAACUGUGUUUUUAAGAUCUCUUUUAAAUAAGUCUACAGUUUCAGCCCCCCUCAAGUUCUCUGGCAGGCUAUUCCAGAGGCUGGUGGCAUAAUAACUAAAGGCUGCCUCUCCAUGCCUCUUGGUCCUAGGCUUUGGGAUAGUUAAAAGGCCAGUGCCAGAGGACCUGAGGGACUUACUGGGUACAUAACUUAAAAGCAUGUCUGACAUGUAUUGGGGUGCAUAAUCGUGGAUUGAUUUAAAAAUCAAUAGAAGAAUCUUUAAAUUUAUUUCUACAACUCACAGGCAGCCGGUGCAGAGACCUUAAAACCGGUGUAAUGUGUCCUCGCCGUCUGGCCUUGGUCAGUACCCGUGCUGCAGCAUUCUGUAUGUUUUGCAGUUGACCAAUGGCUUUCUUGGGUAGAGAGCAUUACAGUAGUCAAGCCUGCUUGUUAUAAAAGCAUGGAUGAGUCUCAUCAGCCUGAGAGAAAAACGGUCAAACCUUGGCAACGUUCCUCAGGUGGUAAAAAGCUAUUUUGGUCACAUUCCUAAUGUGUGAUUCAAAAUUUAGUUCAGAAUCUAAAAUAACACCUAGGUUUUUGACCUAAUGUUUUAUCUUUAUUGCCUGUGAAUUAAAAUGUGCAGCUAGAUUCUCUCUGUGCUUUGCCUCCAACAAUAAGUACAUCGGUCUCGUCUUCAUUUAGCUGGAGGAAGUUGUGAGCCAUCCAAGUAUUUAAAUCACUAAUAGUAUAAUAAUUUCUGUGGCGCUAAAAGCCUCUGGUGACACAGAAAUGUAAAGUUGGGGGUUAUAUAUAUAAUAUAUAUAUAUAUAUAUAUAUAUAUAUAUAUAUAUAUAUAUAUAUAUAUAUAUAUAUAUAUAUAUAUAUAUAUAUAUAUAUAUAUAUAUAUAUAUAUAUAUAUAUAUAUAUAUAUAUAUACACUGCUCAAAAAAAUAAAGGGAACACUAAAAUAACACGUCCUAGAUCUGGAUGAAUGAAAUAAUCUUAUUAAAUACUUUUUUCUUUACAUAGUUGAAUGUGCUGACAACAAAAUCACACAAAAAGUAUCAAUGGAAAUCAAAUUUAUCAACCCAUGGAGGUCUGGAUUUGGAGUCACCCUCAAAAUUAAAGUGGAAAACCACACUACAGGCUGAUCCAACUUUGAUGUAAUGUCCUUAACACAAGUCAAAAUGAGGCUCAGUAGUGUGUGUGUGGCCUCCACAUGCCUGUAUGACCUCCCUACAACGCCUGGGCAUGCUCCUGAUGAGGUGGGGGAUGGUCUCCUGAGGGAUCUCCUCCCAGACCUGGACUAAAGCAUCCGCCAACUCCUGGACAGUCUGUGGUGCAUCGUGGCAUUGGUGGAUGGAGCUAGACAUGUCCCAGAUGUGCUCAAUUGGAUUCAGGUCUGGGGAACGGGCGGGCCAGUCCAUAGCAUCAAUGCCUUCCUCUUGCAGGAACUGCUGACACACUCCAGCCACAUGAGGUCUAGCAUGGUCUUGCAUUAGGAGGAACCCAGGGCCAACCGCACCAGCAUAUGGUCUCACAAGGGGUCUGAGGAUCUCAUCUCGGUACCUAAUGGCAGUCAGGCUACCUCUGGCGAGCACAUGGAGGGCUGUGCGGCCCCCCAAAGAAAUGCCACCCCACACCAUGACUGACCCACCGCCAAACCGGUCAUGCUGGAGGAUGUUGCAGGCAGCAGAACGUUCUCCACGGUGUCUCCAGACUCUGUCACGUCUGUCACGUGCUCAGUGUGAACCUGCUUUCAUCUGUGAAGAGCACAGGGCGCCAGUGGCGAUUUGCCAAUCUUGGUGUUCUCUGGCAAAUGCCAAACGUCCUGCACGGUGUUGGGCUGUAAGCACAACCCCCACCUGUGGACGUCGGGCCCUCAUACCACCCUCAUGGAGUCUGUUUCUGACCGUUUGAGCAGACACAUGCACAUUUGUGGCCUGCUGGAGGUCAUUUUGCAGGGCUCUGGCAGUGCUCCUCCUGCUCCUCCUUGCACAAAGGUGGAGGUAGCGGUCCUGCUGCUGGGUUGUUGCCCUCCUACGGCCUCCUCCACGUCUCCUGAUGUACUGGCCUGUCUCCUGGUAGCGCCUCCAUGCUCUGGACACUACGCUGACAGACACAGCAAACCUUCUUGCCACAGCUCGCAUUGAUAUGCCAUCCUGGAUGAGCUGCACUACCUGAGCCACUUGUGUGGGUUGUAGACUCCGUCUCAUGCUACCACUAGAGUGAAAGCACCGCCAGCAUUCAAAAGUGACCAAAACAUCAGCCAGGAAGCAUAGGAACUGAGAAGUGGUCUGUGGUCACCACAUGCAAAACCAGUCCUUUAUUGGGGGUGUCUUGCUAAUUGCCUAUAAUUUCCACCUGUUGUCUAUUCCAUUUGCACAACAGCAUGUGAAAUGUAUUGUCAAUCAGUGUUGCUUCCUAAGUGGUCAGUUUGAUUUCACAGAAGUGUGAUUGACUUGGAGUUACAUUGUGUUGUUUAAGUGUUCCCUUUAUUUUUUUGAGCAGUGUAUAUAUACAUACAUACAUACAGUGGGGGAAAAAAGUAUUUAGUCAGCCACCAAUUGUGCAAGUUCUCCCACUUAAAAAGAUGAGAGAGGCCUGUAAUUUUCAUCAUAGGUACACGUCAACUAUGACAGACAAAAUGAGAAAAAAAAAUCCAGAAAAUCACAUUGUAGGAUUUUUAAUGAAUUUAUUGGCAAAUGAUGGUGGAAAAUAAGUAUUUGGUCAAUAACAAAAGUUUCUCAAUACUUUGUUAUAUACCCUUUGUUGGCAAUGACACAGGUCAAACGUUUUCUGUAAGUCUUCACAAGGUUUUCACACACUGUUGCUUGUAUUUUGGCCCAUUCCUCCAUGCAGAUCUCCUCUAGAGCAGUGAUGUUUUGGGGCUGUCGCUGGGCAACACAGACUUUCAACUCCCUCCAAAGAUUUUCUAUGGGGUUGAGAUCUGGAGACUGGCUAGGCCACUCCAGGACCUUGAAAUGCUUCUUACGAAGCCACUCCUUCGUUGCCCGGGCGGUGUGUUUGGGAUCAUUGUCAUGCUGAAAGACCCAGCCACGUUUCAUCUUCAAUGCCCUUGCUGAUGGAAGGAGGUUUUCACUCAAAAUCUCACGAUACAUGGCCCCAUUCAUUCUUUCCUUUACAUGGAUCAGUCGUCCUGGUCCCUUUGCAGAAAAACAGCCCAAAAGCAUGAUGUUUCCACCCCCAUGCUUCACAGUAUGUAUGGUGUUCUUUGGAUGCAACUCAGCAUUCUUUGUCCUCCAAACAUGACGAGUUGAGUUUUUACCAAAAAGUUAUAUUUUGGUUUCAUCUGACCAUAUGACAUUCUCCCAAUCCUCUUCUGGAUCAUCCAAAUGCACUUCAGACGGGCCUGGACAUGUACUGGCUUAAGCAGGGGGACACGUCUGGCACUGCAGGAUUUGAGUCCCUGGCGGCGUAGUGUGUUACUGAUGGUAGGCUUUGUUACUUUGGUCCCAGCUCUCUGCAGGUCAUUCACUAGGUCCCCCCGUGUGGUUCUGGGAUUUUUGCUCACCGUUCUUGUGAUCAUUUUGACCCCACGGGGUGAGAUCUUGCGUGGAGCCCCAGAUUGAGGGAGAUUAUCAGUGGUCUUGUAUGUCUUCCAUUUCCUAAUAAUUGCUCCCACAGUUGAUUUCUUCAAACCAAGCUGCUUACCUAUUGCAGAUUCAGUCUUCCCAGCCUGGUGCAAGUCUACAAUUUUGUUUCUGGUGUCCUUUGACAGCUCUUUGGUCUUGGCCAUAGUGGAGUUUGGAGUGUGACUGUUUGAGGUUGUGGACAGGUGACUUUUAUACUGAUAACAAGUUCAAACAGGUGCCAUUAAUACAGGUAACGAGUGGAGGACAGAGGAGCCUCUUAAAGAAGAAGUUACAGGUCUGUGAGAGCCAGAAUUCUUGCUUGUUUGUAGGUGACCAAAUACUUAUUUUCCACCAUAAUUUGCAAAUAAAUUCAUUAAAAAUCCUACAAUGGGAUUUUCUGGAUUUUUUUUCUCAAUUUGUCUGUCAUAGUUGACGUGUACCUAUGAUGAAUAUUACAGGCCUCUCUCAUCUUUUUAAGUGGGAGAACUUGCACAAUUGGUGGCUGACUAAAUACUUUUUUCCCCCACUGUACAUACACUAAACAGUACCGGACCCAAAGUCGAACGUUGUGGAACACCACAUGUGAUACGUAUUUUCUCUGAGUUAUGUUCACCAAGGUUGAUAAACUCUCAACCUGUUAAAUAGGUCCUAAACCAAUUUAGAACUGUACCGGAGAGGCCAACCCACCUCUCCAGUCUGUCCAGAAGGACAUCAUGGUCAACAGUGUCGAAUGCAGCACUUAAAUCUAAGAGUCCAAGGACAGAGAGCUGUUUGGCAUCUGUGUUGGCUAUAAGAUCAUUUACCACUAACUAAGGCUGUGGUGGGCACGAAAACCAGAUGUGGAAUUUUUCAAAAACACAGUUGGCACUUAAAUCUUCUAGCUAUUUGAACAUUCAUUUCUCCAGAAUUUUGAAUGGAAGGUUGUAGAUUGUCUGAAAAUUGCUAAGAGCUGAAGAAUCUAAAUUACUUUUCUUCAGAAGGGGUUUCACCAUAACAUGUUUUAGUGCAGUGGGGAAAGUACCUGAGAACAGAGAGUGAUUAACAAUAGCUUGCACUUCUUCAGAUAUGCAAUUAAAAACUAUUUUGAAGUAGGUGGAGGGGAUAGGAUCAAGAAGGCAGGUAGAAGGCUUAAGUUAUGAUAUCACUUUCCUGAGCAGGUCUUUGUCUACCAGCGAAAAUAAAUCCAUAGUGCCUUUGCGUGGUAGGCUAGGGCACAUAUCAUCAAACUUCUCAUCAGGUCUUGCUUCACUGAAACCCAGCCUAAUGUUGGUUAUCUCUGAAAUAUGCCGCAAACUCUUCACGUUUAGAUGUGGAGGGAAGUUCAUAGGUUUGCAGGGGUAGGAUUUAUCAGGCCAUCAAUGGUCGAGAAGAGCACUCAAAUUAUUCUGAUUUUAAUAUUGAUCAAGUUAGGAAAAGGAGUCCGUCUGGCAAUUCUAAACGAUCUGAACGAUCAGCAAAUUAUCUUGUGGUCGAGCCACUGAGGUAUAAUAAGAACUGGAGACUGUGUCCAAGAUGUCCGACUGUUUAAGGUAAUCUACUCACGUUCGCAUACACCGAUUCAUGGACCGUCUAUAUCCGGGUUGCAUCCGGUUUAUACGGACCAACAUAACAUGCGCACUAGCGCUCAUUGCGCACAGGGAGCAGUGCGAGCAGCGACGACAUCACGUCAUCCAAAAACAUGGCAGUUUUUUGGGGGGGAAUAAUUCAAAGGAUGAUUUGUGCGCAAAGGUGAUGACUAAAUUGUCUUGUUAGGAAUUUUCUAAUCUGACUUCGGUGAUGACUAAAUUGUCUUGUUAGGAAUUUUCUAAUCUGACUUCUCUAUGUGGCUGUGUAUGGAAAUGUUCUUUAUUGGCCGGGUGUCAGUUAAACUGCAGUACCGAAGCAAAACUAUAGGAGCAGUCAACCGUGCUUCUAGACCGGAACCCUGGCCCCUUGGGUCGAGCAACAACUGCACUCCUUGAGUGACUGGGUGGGCUUGGUGAUUGGGAGACGACUCAAGUAGCAGAGUAAACUAUAAAAACAGAGUGGCGUAUCACAUUUAACAAGCCUAAAAGAUAAAGUAAAAACCCAAACCGGUACGUGCAUCAAUAACGGUAUAUACAGUAGUAAAAUACGGUAUACCUCCCAGCCCUAAUUUAGCCUACUGUCUCACUAUGGUACUAUAGUAUGGUACUAUAGAAUUCUGGACAUUUUGAUAAUCGUUGAGCAAUGAAUUAGGCCUAGUUGUGUGUGUCUGUUUUUCACUGAGGGGAUAAUUGCUGUUUUUAGUAUGGGUGUUGAACUCAUCAGUCUUGUAGUCUUUUUGUCAUAAUUGAGUGUUCAGUGCAAUCUGGUCAAACCAGAGAGACUGGAGCUCUGGGCGGUGAGUCUAAGCUGUCUCACUGUGCCAUAUGACCUAUAGAUGCUAAGCCUCUUUGUCAGGAGGGGAUUACAGGGGUCACUGUGUCACGCUGUGUGGGCCCUGUGUUUCAAUUACAUGCUAGACACUAACAUCUUUGGCUGCAGCCCCUCACCCCUCAACCACACACACACACUCUUAAUCUUUGCCCACCGCCUUUACCCAACAGUAUAGGAAGCAGUUCGUUCUGACUGCCUAGUAGUGCUGAGCGAUUAGUGUUUUUUGAGGUAGUUUCAGUUAGAUUAUUAAAAAAAUAUAUAUUUGUUUUACAUUUAAAUGUGGAUUGAAUACUGUAAGAACACAGAAUACAACAAUUAAUAAAAGCCCCAUGAUGGUAGUAACUGCCUGCAUAAUUUAUUCCUUUACUUUAAUAAAAUAUUCCAGUUGUAUUUGUUUUAUUUGACUUGGAAUCAUUGUUUUCAUUGAUUCCAAGUCAUUAUCUCAUCUCUAUAGAGCUGCUGCCUAUACUGUCUGACAAAAUCACUAUUUUAGUAGUUCUUCAAAGUAAAUAAGGCAUACUUUUAUGACUGCUGAAUACCAACUAUCAAUCACUUAGAUCAUGUAUUUUCAGGGAGAGAUGCCUCGCGAAGCAACUACUCUUCAUCCCUCUCGAUCACACAUUCUUCUGUCUCUUCACUCCCUUUCCAUGUCUGCUGCACACUAACCUAACAUAGCAGGAGUAAAAGAAACCCACAGACCGGACAAGUAGGCGCGCAAUGGAUUAUGGCCAUUGUAGUUAAUUACCACAUGUUCUGCCUUUAAACUAUGUAGAAUAUUGGCCUGUUGGAAACUAACUCUCUACUACAUCGCACAGUUUGGGAUUGAUCUGAUUAAUCUCUAGAGGAUCUGCGCAAUGUGCGCAUUGAGCUCACAGAAAACGAAAUGGAAUUCAAAUAAUUUAACUACAUUGGUCAAUUUGUUGUUUAAAAUGUUCAGUUAAUACUCAGCACUACUGCAUGGCCAUAUGAAGUUGUCUGGAUGUGGGUCCAUGUAUUGUCUUCUUUUACUAAUGGUUUCCGGACUGCUAGGCUAAAUGAUGGCAGGGUUCUUAAUAACAAAUAACGAUGGCUGUAUCAGCGUUCUCUCUGUCUCUGGACUCAGUCUGUUAGGAUGUAAAGAGCAGGUUGUGCUCUUUGGCUGCCUAUCACUGUCUUUACUCCCCUCUGUUGCAGUCUGGGAAUUCUCUCUAGGCUAUAAGUUUGUUUGACAAGAACUCAUGGGGGUUGUAAAAGAGCUGUAUGUGUUUAGCCAGAAUGUUUUCCCUCCAGCCAUGGCUGACCUUGUCACUGUGGAAGUAAACUAGACUUUUAAGCAAGUAGCAGACUUCUCUUUUAAAGCCAGAUUUUAAGAAUAUAGUUGUUUUGAUGAGCUGUGUGGCUGUUGAAUAUUGUACAUGUUGAUGGGGAUUCUGUGGAAUGUGUGUGGAGUUAAUAUGUUGGCAACACACAUUAAAUAUGCAGCGGUAUUCAAAUAAUCUGAAUGAAAAAUUGUUCUUUGUGUGUCUACACAUGCCGUUUAUGGGCUUCAGAUGUGGGGAGAUUGUGGGGGUUGUGAACGUUUUUGGACAUGAUAUGUCUCUGUUGAUGGUAAUGUAUGAAAGCAUUCUUGGGCAGUGUUUGCUUGCCUCCUUUAGCCUGUGUGUGUGUGUGUCCAAAUGAUUGAUUUCAGUAUGUCAAGCUAUUGAUGAUCGAAAUUACCUAGUGAUUCUCCUCUCUCACUCUUUCACUCACAUGUUUUUACUAUCAUUGUGUGGACCAAAGAUUGAUUUCCAUUCAAAAUCCUAUUUUCCCUAAACUUAAUCCUAACCAUAAUUGUAACCCUUAACCUAACCCCUAAGCCUUUGUCCUUGUGGGAGACCUGGGAAAUGUCCCCAUGUUUUACUAUCCUUUUGGGGAUUUCUGGUACUUAUGAGGAUAGUAAUACACACACUGAAAAAAAGACUCUUACUAGUGAUGGGGGAAAACAACAGUACCUAAGUAUCGUAAUAAUAUUGUAGUUUGAGGUCCCUGGCAAAUCCCAGCCCUAAAUCUUACACGAUGUUUGGAUGGCUGCAGUGCAACCAGUCCCAUGCCUGUUUACUUGUUGCCAUGGUAGCCUGAAGAGGCCUGUGCACCAUUGUAUUAAUGGCCCUGGGUAUUGUUUAGGGCUGGUGGGAGCUGCAAAGCCUGCUGGGGGAAAUACCCACACACACAGACAAUAAACAAUUACAGUUUGUAUACUUUUUUUCUGUCAUUUGUGAUGUGUGAAGUUCAAGGGUUAUGUUUAUGAAUGACACAGUUUCUUUCCCCUGCACGACAAAUUGGUUGGAGUUCAUGUGGCCACUUGUGAAGCUGCUGCGUUUGUUCCCAGUGCAGUAUGUUCUGACAUAGGAGUCUAACUAUUGUUUUAUUUUUCUAUUUACUGAAUGAGACCAGCAGGAGAGCAGUGUGCCUUUUCUCGUACCUUCCCCAUGUCAUACAGGCACACUGUUUUUGCAGAGGUCAGUGUAAGUGUUUAUUGUGGUCAGCCAGAGAAAGAGCGCUGUACUCCUCUGUUCUCAUCACUUAAACACUAUUUAGAUAAUGGGCUCUAUUUUUGGCUGGCGCUAAGGCGGCGCAAGUGUCAAACGCACGUUAGUUUCUGAUUUCGGCAUGUAAAAACUGGCGCUCUGGCAUUUUCCACCCUUUGCGUAAGGUUCUGCAAUUGACCUGUCUAACAUCAGCUCGCUUGUGCUGAGGUGGGAGGUGUGGAAAUAUUUGAGGUGUGUCCUUAAAAACGAGCGCAAAAGUGACAACUUUAAUUCAGCACAAAUCGGGAGAUUUAGCAGGUAUUAGUGGUAACGCUGUUGGUUAUGGCAUGGAUUUUGACAGCGGAAGCGCAGCCUAUCCAGUAGGAACGUGACAAAUGGACAAUGUUGCAUAACGUUUAAACAGCAAAAAAAAAAAAAACGUCAAUUCACAAUGCAGAAUAAGGGUCCUAUUAUGUUUGUAUGACUGCUAGGGCCGGGCAAUGAAGUUAUUUAUUUAUUUAUUUAUUUUUAUAUAUAUAUAUAUAUACCGCAGUCAUAUACCCUUGAAAGCGCCUCGACUGCGGCAUGUUUGUUUGUCUGUAAGGGUACACUAUUGCUUUUUAAAUGCAGACACACAACCUUCUCUGGAGAUAGUUUUGAAGCGCCACUGAACGGGCGUUUUUACUUGUCUGUGAAUGAAUGCCGCUUCUGAAGUGGGACUAACGUCCAUCACUAGGCGACCAGAACUGUCAAUCAAAUAAUAUCGAGCUGCCUGUGCACAGCCUGACCUGCCUAGGUAGAAAGAAAACACAUCUUCCGCUAGGAAUCGACUCCUAAGAUUCAGUAUUUUUGGAAUGGAGGAGACUGAUUAGUUGCCAUACUUCUGAGAACACAAACACUUGCAUCUUUCAUAGUGAGCUAGCGAGGGACGGAGAGAGAGCGGAGGAGCACAGUAUAGGCAGGUCUGCCACUAGGCAGAUGAAGUCAGAACCAUGCACUAGGCCUAUCUGUCGGCAAUCAAAAGCAGUAUUUCGCAAUGGAAUGCUGUAUUUCACAAUUUCAUGGCUUGCAAUGUCUCAGCUUCAGUAAAGCAGUAACUUAACAUUAAGGAUCCCAAUUUUGUUUAAACUUUCACACCUCUACAAACCAGCUGUGAUGCACAGUGCCCAUAUACUCAUGGAGCAAGAGAGAUCUGCUUUUUGUUCCCAUGAACCUUGUAUUUAGAAACUUUAUUUAUUUAUUUAGAUUUAUUUGUUGUUGUUGAUUUAAAAACCAAGCAUCGCCUUGGGGGGUCCUGGCCAAUCCAUUCGCAGGUUAGCAGAGUGGUCACUAGCUGGUACAGCCACAGUCAUAAAAUCUGAUUUUAAACCUAACCUUAACCACGUUGCUAACCCUAAUGCCUAACCCUAACUUUAAACCUUAAAAUUAAGACUAAAAAGCUCAUUUGUUUUCAUGAAUUUCUACAAUAUAGGCAAUUUUGACUUUGUAGCUGGCCCAGCUAGCGGAAAUCGCUCAGUUCUGCCUCAAGGACAAGCCUCAUCCCAAUAAACGUAAACUUGCAAUGCAAUCGCCAAGUACCUAAGACUGUCAAAAAAGGGUUUGGCUCAUGAGACCGCUUUCAAAUAAAUCUUUAAUCACCAAAGCUUUUUUAUAUGAUCAAGUUUGGGAGCAGCAAAACAGUGAGCUGACAUCCCCUGUUUAUCUAUAGUACCAGUCAAAUGUUUGGACACAUCUACUCAUUCAAGGGUUUUUCUUUAUUUGUACUAUUUUUUACAUUGUAGAAUAAUAGUGAAGACAUCAAAACUAUGAAAUAACACACAUGGAAUUAUGCAGUAACCAAAAAAGUGUUAAAGAAAUCAAAAUAUAUUUGAGAUUCUUCAAAGUAGCCACCCUUUGCCUUGAUGACAGCUUUGCACACUCUUGGCAUUCUCUCAACCAGCUUGACCUUGGAAUGCUUUUCCAACAGUCUUAAAGGAGUUCCGACAUAUGCUGAGCACUUGUUGGCUGCUUUUCCUUCUCUGCGGUCCGACUCAUCCCAAACCAUCUCAAUUGGGUUGAGGUCAGGGGAUUGUGGAGGCCAGGUCAUCUGAUGCAGCACUCCAUCACUCUCCUUCUUGGUAAAAUAGCCCUUACACAGCCUGGAGGUGUGUUGGGUCAUUGUCCUGUUGAAAAAAAAAUGAUAGUCCCACUAAACCCAAACCAGAUGGGAUGGCGUAUCGCUGCAGAAUGCUGUGGUAGCCAUGCUGGUUAAGUGUGCCUUGAAUUCUAAAUAAAUCACAGAUGGUGUCACCAGCAAAGCACCCCCACACCAUAACACCACCUCCUCCAUGCUUUACGGUGGGAACUACACAUGCAGAGAUCAUCCGUUCACCCACACCGCGUCUCACAAGACACAGCGGUUUGAACCAAAAAUCUCAAAUUUGGACUCCAGACCAAAGGACACAUUUCCACCAGUCUAAUGUCCAUUGCUCUUGUUUCUUGGCCCAAGCAGGUCUCUUCUUCUUAUUGGUGUCCUUUAGUAGUGGUUUUCUUUGCAGCAAUUCGACCAUGAAGGCCUGAUUCACACAGUCCCCUCUGAACAGUUGAUGUUGAGAUGUGUCUGUUACUUGAACUCUGAAGCAUUUAUUUGGGCUGCAAUUUCUGAGGCUGGUAACUCUAAUGAACUUAUCCUCUGCAGCAGAGGUAACUCUGGGUCUUCCAUUCCUGUGGCGGUCCACAUGAGAGCCAGUUUCAUCAUAGUGCUUGAUAGUUUCUUCAAGUGCAGUCACAAAAACCUUCAAGGUUCUUGAAAUGUUCUGUAUUGACUGACCUUCAUGUCUUAAAGUAAUGAUGGACUUCAUUUGUCUUUGCUUAUUUGAGCUGUUCUUGCCAUAAUAUGGACUUGAUCUUUUACCAAAUAGGGUUAUCUUCUGUAUACCCCCUCUACCUUGUCACAACACAACUGAUUGGCUCAAACGCAUUAAGAAGGAAAGAAAUUCCACAAAUUAACUUUUUAGAAGCCACAGCUGUUAAUUGAAAUGCAUUCCAGGUGAGUACCUCAUGAAGCUGGUUGAGAGAAUGCCAAGAGUGUGCAAAGCUGUCAAGGCAAAUGGUGGCGAUUUGAAGAAUCUCAAAUAUAAAAUAUAUUUUGAUUUAUUUAACACUUUUUUGGGUACUACAUGAUUCCAUAUGUGUUAUUUCAUAGUUUUGAUGUCUUCACUAUUGUUCUACAAUGUAAAAAUAAAGAAAAACCCCUUGUGUCCAAACUUUUGACUGGUAGUGUGUAUGUACAUUAUUUUAGGCAGUUCCUGUUAUUUUGGAUGAGCGUAAAACCCCCUUCAUGCAGGCUACAUGCCCGUCAUGGAACGAGAGAUGAGAUGAUGCCGGUGACCCUGGUAUUUAGAAACAUUGAAGUUAUUUUCCUGUAACAAUUGCUUGUUUUCCGUUUCAUUAGAUUAAAAACCAAGCCCUCCGUAAGCUACCCUUACCCUACUAUAACGAAAGCUGGUUCAACAGAAAUGCAUCAGGUGUUUUACGUAUCCUGACCAUGCAUUAGCCAAGUAGCCUAUCCAUAAAAUGUUUCUAAAUGGUCUACUUGUGAGGCUUUUCACAUUAUUCACAAUACAUGGGCCUACCUGCAUACCCCAUUUCGCUUGUAGCUUAUCCAUCCCCAUUUCCAAAGAGCGCCUCUUGUACAGUUAACAAAGGUCCUCCCAAACGUAUUCAAAUUAUUCAGUCCUAUAAUGCCAUAUCAAUGUUGGAUAGGGUAUCUUUCUUAUUGCGAACGUGCCUCACACACAGCCUACAAUUAAUUUUAAGGGGAGCCUAGUAUUAUUUUAUUUCUGUAGAAAUGCAAUGCGUAAAGGCGCGUAUAGGCCUAUACUCGUUGAAGCAAUUACAACAAUGUUGAUUGCCAACACCAAACAUAGUUAGCAAACGGUACAAUACAUCACGUUUUUGCUAUCAUUUGUUAUUAUAGCCUAUUCUAUUUCAUAAACGGACUAGGACAAGAAUAUUAGAGGUGAUGACAAUGCAAAGACAGUCAAUAACAUACAAAACUUGAGACAACCGCAUGCAGUAUUAAGCCAUGGAACAUGUUGAUUGGCCAGUGAAUGGUCAAGCCCUCGUCCCACCUACAACGUAUUUAUUCAUCAAAACCCAGCCCUUCCGCACCACCGCCAGCUUUUGCGCCCAUAAUUCCCGCUGUAAAAAUAUUUCUGAGACCGUGCAUUCGGAAAGUAUUCAGACCCCUUGACUUUUUCCACAUGAUAUGUUACAGCCUUAUUCUAAAAUUUAUUUAAAAAACAAAACAUCUCAGCAAUCUACGCACAAUAUCCCAUAAUGACAAAGCAAAAACUGGAAAUAUUACAUUUACAUAAGUAUUCAGACCCUUUACUCACUACUUUGUUGAAGCACCUUUGGCAGUGAUUACAGCCUGUAUUUGGGGAGUUUCUCCCAUUCUUCUCUGCAGACCCUCUCAAGCUCUGUCAGGUUGGAUGGGGAGCGUUGCUGCAGAGCUAUUUUCAGGUCUCUCCAGAGAUGUUAGAUCGGGUUCAAGUCCGGGCUCUGGCUGGGCUACUCAAGGACAUUCAGAGGCUUGUCCUGAAACCACUCGUUGUCUUGGCUGUGUGCUUAGGGUCGUUGUUCUGUUGGAAGGUCCCCUGUAGCUCAGUUGGUAGAGCAUGGCGCUUGCAACGCCAGGGUUGUGGGUUCGUUUCCCACGGGGGGCCAGUAUGAAAAUGUAUGCACUCACUAACUGUAAGUCGCUCUGGAUAAGAGCGUCUGCUAAAUGACUAAAAUGUAAAAAUGUAAGGUGAACCUUCGCCCCAGGCUGAGAUCCUGAGCGCAUCUUUCCCUAGAUCCUGACUAGUCUCCCAGUCCCUGCCGCUGAACAACAUCCCCACAGCAUGAUGCUGCCACCACCAUGCUUCACCGUAGGGAUGGUGCCAGGUUUCCUCCAGACGUGACACUUGACAUUCAGGCCAACGAGUUCAAUCUUGGUUUCAUCAGACCAGAUAAUCUUGUUUCUCAUGGUCUGAGUCCUUUAGGUGCCUUUUGACAAACUCCAAGCGAGCUGUCAUGUGCCUUUUACUGAGGAGUGGCUUCCGUCUGGUCACUACCGUAAAGGCCUGAUUUGGUGGAGUGCUGCAGAUAUGGUUGUCCUUCUGGAAGGUUCUCCCAUCUCCACAGAGGAACUCUGGAGCUCUGUCAGAGUGACCAUCGGGUUCUUGAUCACCUCCCUGACCAAGGCACUUCUCCCCCAAUUGCUCAGUUUGGCCAGGCAACCAGCUCUAGGAAGAGUCUUGGUGGUUCCAAACUUCUUCCAUUUAAGUAUGAUGGAAGCCACUGUGUUCUUGGGGACCUUCAAUGCUGCAGACAUUUUUGGGUACCCUUCCCAAGAUCUGUACCUCGACACAAUCCUGUCUCGGAGUUCUACGGACAAUUCCUUCGACCUCAUGGCUUGGUUUUUGCUCUGACAUGCACUGUCAACUGUGGGACCUUUUUAUAUAGACUGGUGUUUGUGUGUGGCUUUCCAAAUCAUGUCCAAUCAAUUGAAUUUACCACAGGUGGACUCCAAUCAAGUUGUAGAAACAUCUCAAGGAUGAUCAAUGGAAACAGGAUGCACCUGAGCUCAAUUUUGAGUCUCAUAGCAAAAGGUCUGAAUACUUAUGUAAAUAAGGUAUUUAUUUAUUUUAUUUGUAUAAAUUUGCGCACAUUUCUAAAAACCUGUUUUCGCUUUGUCAUUAUGGGGUAUUGUGUGUAGAUUGAGUAAAAAAUCUAAUUUAAUCCAUUUUAGAAUAAGGCUGUAACGUAACAAGAUGUGGAGAAAGGGUCUGAAUACUUUCCGAAUGCACUGUAACUUGUAGUGUGACCUAUAGCGCUAUCAUCAGCACUAAAAUGUACCAUUGCGUUAGGUUUGUUAAAAUUGAGCACAGUGACCACAACAGUUUGAACCUCCUGGCCUCGUUGUGGUUACCUCCACCAUCAUCAUUAAUAAAUGUAGACCUCUGUAGGGGACACCCCUCUCAAAUACAGUAGGUAAACCUUGGUAUCAGUUGUCACUGGAAUGGGUUUGUCAGACAAGUGGAACACAGGGUUGUCAUAAUAGAAUUCAAUUUUCGUAUGACAUUUUUUAUCUGUGUCUGUCAUACAGAGCAGAACACUCCACCCUCCCUUCACCUUCUGUCCUGUCCUCACAGCAUGACGCUGGCCAGGUUUCCAUACAUCUACUGAUGGAACACAGUUAUUCAGGGAAUCUGGGUGGGUGUGUUUUGUUCAACUGAUGAGGUCAUCACCGUCAUAGUUUCAGUUCUGAAAAGCAGAAGGGUUUUUAUGAGGGUGAGUGAAAUUACUGUGCUACUCAAGCAAUGACUGGCAAAGCAAUUAACUAUGACUCAUAAAGAGAACAACACUGCAUAGUGUUUGCGUACACGAUACAGUCUACCCACCCAGUAAAGCAAUCAAUGAAGCAUGAUAACUGAGUUUAAGGGUGACCGAGUAGACCGAGCAUGGAGAAGUAAUGAGAGCGAGCGAAAGGAAGAGGAGUGAACAAGUGAGUGAAGAAUGCAGUUUGGAGGGAGGCAGAGAGGCCUUAGGUGGGGGAUGGGGAGCUGGAAGAGGAGGGGGCUUCAUUUGAGUGGAAUGUGGCUAGUCUCUGAUCACCACUGCUGGGUAGAUUAAACAGGACAGCAUACCGCACACUAGAGUGGAGCCAUGGGACAGGAGUUAGCUGGACCACCCCGCUAUGGAGGGAGGGAGCUAGUCCUGACUACUGAGGGCCAGUGGAGAGGGGGAUGACGGGAGGAGGGGGAGAGGGAACUAGUACUAACUACUGAGGGCCAGUGGAGAGGGGGAUGACGGGAGGAGGGGGAGAGGGAACUAGUGCUAACUACUGAGGGCCAGUGGAGAGGGGGAUGACGGGAGGAGGGGGAGAGGGAACUAGUACUAACUACUGAGGGCCAGUGGAGAGGGGGAUGACGGGAGGAGGGGGAGAGGGAACUAGUACUAACUACUGAGGGCCAGUGGAGAGGGGGAUGACGGGAGGAGGGGGAGAGGGAACUAGUGCUAACUACUGAGGGCCAGUGGAGAGGGGGAUGACGGGAGAGGGGAGGGAACUAGUGCUAACUACUGAGGGCCAGUGGAGAGGGGGAUGACAGGAGGAGGGAGGAGAGGGAACUAGUGCUAACUACUGAGGGCCAGUGGAGAGGGGGAUGACACAGACAGGGAGGCGGGGGAGAGGGAACUAGUGCUAACUACUGAGGGCCAGUGGAGAGGGGGAUGACGGGAGGAGGGGGAGAGGGAACUAGUACUUAACUACUGAGGGCCAGUGGAGAGGGAGGUGACAGUGGGAGGGAGGGAGUUAGGGAGAGGGAAACAAAAUGACGCAAGGGGUGAGGGACUAAAUUGGCGGGAAAGUACAUGUGGUAUUGUUUGCCAUGUUGGUCAAAGGGCAGUGCUUUUAUGCGGUGUAGUACUGUACUUGCAUUUAGAGAAAAGAAGGUAGAUUUCCUCAACUGAUGCUAUCUCCUUGUAGGGCUGGGUGUUAUCCUGAUCAUGAUAUGAAUGUUGGAGAUACGCAUAUCUUUGGAUGUCAUAAUUCCUUAAUUUUUACAGUAUUUCUCCACAUACCGCAGCCUUACCAGGGCUACACUCAGUUGGCUGCUAAUAUCUCAAAAGGAGCCUGUUCCUGUGCCACCCGAACGUGUCCAGUAUAAUGAAGGCUUAUUCAUAAAUGCUAAUUUACAUGAUCAUAUUGUUAUCCAUGAUGUGACGGGUAUUUGUCUCUAUCGCCCAGCCCUAAUUAAGCAGACAACGCAGUAUACAAUGUAUAUCUGACUAUACACUAUCAUUUCCCCCUCAGAGCCCAGAUCAAAGUGACAGCUGAGCUCCCUGUCUUUACAGAACCCCGAGAGGGAGAGGGAGAGGGGGAGAGAGAGGGAGAGAUAUGUUCUGAGCCAGGCUGCAUCACCAGCAAAGUCUUUGUUUAGGAGAAUGAGUGAUAGGAUGGCCCGGCUAGGGAUGGGACUUAAUAGCCCAUGUGCCUGCUCCUCUGCCCUCACCUCUCUCGCCAUGGAGGCUGUGUGUAGCAGGCUGCAGCAACACACUGAAAUACAGCACAGGCAUGGUCCAGCAUCAUCAGCAGUCAGUCAGACAACCGAGAGAGGCAGGACAGAGAGAACCAAGCCAGUGUGGAUGAAAGGGACAGAGGGAGAAGGAGAGACUGCAAGAGGCAGGGAGAGACUGAGUCGCUGGUGUGCCGCUGCUAAAUGCGCCAGCGGUGCACCGGCGCUGCGAAAUCGUGGCCGCCAAUGCAAAAAAAGUAUUUUAUUUUUUAUUUUGACAAAUAUAAUGUAGAUGUACAGAUGUAUGUCCCAGGAAGAACUCUGCCACCACUGCUGAAAAUAAUCCUAGUGUAAACAGUUGAAAAGCAUUAAAUUGCUUGAACUUUUGGCUCAUAUGCUGGGUGUGUUAUUGUUAGAGGGGUGUGUUAUUGUUAGAGGUGUGCCGAAUAGUCGAACAAAACGAGUAUCGUAACUGAUGUGGGCAAUGUUCUGGAUACGAUCCAAGUAUUUCUUUUUUUAUUAUCUGUUAUCGGAUAAAAGUAAUUUUUGGGUGCCAGCACGCAACUUUCUCAUGUCAGUAAGUCAAGUGAGGUGCUACGUGGUCUAAAUAACUCAACUGGCUAGUUUGCCUGUCUGUAAAGGGAAAGGGCGGGCUGUACGAUGAUCUUGCUGCUUUGAUUGGAUAGAGUGAAGCUGUAUUUCUCUGUCCGCUCAUUUCAUAAAUUCACCCGUUCACUUUCACUUCUCUUUUUCGGUCUGAUCAUUGACUGCUACUGCCUCCUGUUAGCCUGCUACUAAGAUAAAAUCAAAUGGCAAGGACGCUUGCUAUCAAUGUGUCAUAAUAUCCAAGAAGCGGGGGUAGGGAAAAAAUAUGAACCGUCGACGCGCGUUCUGACAGAUGGCAAACUUGUCUGCCCGCUGCAAAUUGAGGACACUCAGACACGCACCCCUCCGCUAUAAACGUUCAGGGAGAUAUACAUUUUACUUGGGCAUAUUAAAACAUUUACGUUUUGUCCCGAUCACGAGUAUCAUCCGAUCCGACUAUUAACUGUCAAUUUACGGAUACGAUUACGGCCAUGUCGGCACAAGGCCUAGUUAUUGUAUGACCAUGAUAGCAAUGUAGCUUGGUCAGUGUUUAUUUAGUCCAUCCCCCCUUCUACAUCUGUCCCGUCUCUUUUCCCAUCUACCGUUAAACGUUACACCUACACACUAGUCUCUGCUCCCCACUUCCCUUUACCAAAGGACUGGCUUACUCCUCUUGCUCUCUUCCCCUCAUUCUUCCGAUUUGCUUUUCUCCUUAUCCUCCCCCUCUCUCUCAUGCUCUCCCCGGCUGUUCUCUCCUAUUCCUUCUCUCCCUUCUCUUAUCAGCAUACGGCUCUUUUUAUCUCAGCUGUGCCAGGGAGGUAUGUUCACUGCUAGCCUGAGGACUCACACUGAAUUCUUCCGCUGCGCUGUCGUUCGCUACAUACUUUAGUCUGAGACUGCCAUCAUUGAAGUUGUUUGUGGUGACAAGGGGCGUUGUACAAAACAAAGUCAUCAGCGAUUGGAUCGUCUAUAACCGAUCAGAGUAUCAAAGCCAAUGACACGUAUUCAAACCGCCGCUUUACCCACGUGUGUUCUGGCUCUGGACCAAUCAGACGGCCCCCGAAUGUGUUCGCAUUCGGUGAAGGAUCGUGGAGGUACUCGGAUCCAGACUCAUUGCGGAGAAGAAACUAACGUUUGUGGGCGUAGUGUUUGGAGUCUGGGUAGCAAGGAAAGUUCACUGCACCCAGAAUAGAAACACUACAGGAACAUAAUUUCUCCCCAUUCUUUAAUGAUCAUUCAUUAUCCCCUCCUGCACUCACCCCCUCCCUCACUCACCCCCUCACGCACUCCCUCCCAGUUUUAUCGCUCUGUGACUGGAACACCAUGGUACUCACCAUGUUGGGGAUAUCUGGGCCUGUCGUCAACAUAUGAGACUGUUUCCAGAGCAGUUAUUAUUGAGCAACAUUCAGCACAGAACAGAUGCAAAACAUUGUUCCCUAGAGUUCAACACCUAGUAAUGUAAUUUUGGAAAUGUUCAGUUCACAUGUACAGUAACAAACUCCAUUCAAUAUAUGUAUUUAGAUGACUGAUUAAUGUGUUUUUCUUCAUUAACUCACAGUACUCUAACGGUCAUGGGUGAUUGACAGUCCUGUUGCUCUGUGAAGGUAAUUGUGUCACCUGAGCAUGGUGUCACAUUACACUGACAUGGCCCUCUGCUCUGUCUGUGACUAACAACAGACAGGAUGUCCGGAGGCUCCUCCAGGUAUCACGUCACCAGAUAUAGAUAUUGUAACAGUAGCUUUUUAGAAAUAUGGUGUAGACAAAAUAUCUGACUGACUAUACAUGAUGAAUAGGGCCAGGAGCUGAUGACGUGACCUUAUAAGGAUUAAACACCGUAUUUAUCAAGGGCCUCAGAGUGGGAGUGCUGAUCUAUGACAAGGUCCCUCCUGUCCAUUAUAAUAUUUUUCAUUAUGAUCUAAAAGGCUAAACUGAUUCUAGAUCGGCACUUCUAUCCUGAGACGGGCCUAGACCGCAAAGAUCUAUCGAGGGAGUUUUAUGUGACUAUUGUUUGGGUAUGAUAGGCCGUAGUAAGUUGAAACUCCUGAACUGAGAGGAGAGUCCCUACUUUAAACAGACCCUGUGGGGGUUGGAAGUGCAUUCCAUUCACAGUACACACUUGUGUGCGAGAGAGAGUUUGAAUGUCAUGUCUCCCUCUACUGCUCUGUUUCUCUCUUUAAUCUUGGCCUGUUUCUCUCUCCAAUGACUCUAUUCAAACGGGUGUGUGGGAAAUCAUAAUAAUCAUAGCAUAGUAUGAAAAGCUUACCUGUAUAGACCCAUGAAACAUGUCUAGCUGUUGGAUUUUAUCCAGUAUGCGAGGGUUGGAGUCAAUUUGAAUUGAAGUCAUUUUGAGUUUUUUGUGAAGUCAUUAAAAAUGGGUGGCAAUUAUUUUAAUUUAUAUUUCUGAUUAUUUCCUGAUUUGAUGACUGAAAUUUGAAUUGACCCCAACUCUGUGUCCUACACAGGUCUGAUGUUUAACAACUCUAUUGUUUCCGCUGUGUACCCAACCCUCGCCUAACUCCUGAGUGUUUGUGUUUACUUCCUACAGAGUUUCCACUGAUUGGUUUGAUUAAUUAUUAACUCCCAUAUACAGUGCCUUCAGAAAGUAUUCACAUCCCUUGACUUCUUCCACAUUUUGUUGUUACAGCCUGAAUUUAAAAUUGAUUAAAUUGAGAUUUUUUGUCACUGGCCUACACACAGUACCCCAUAAUGUCAAAGUGGAAUUAUGUUUUUCAAAAUGUUUACAAAUGAAUUUAAAAUGAAAAGCUGAAAUGUCUUGAGUCAAUAAGUAUUCAACCCCUUUGUUAUGGCAAGUCUAAAUACGUUCAGGAGUAAACAUUUGCUUAAGUGACAUCAAUUGCAUGGACUCGCUUUGUGUGCAAGACUAGUGUUUAACAUGAUUUUUGAAUGACUGCCUCAUCUCUGAAUCCCACACAUACAAUUAUCUGUAAAGUCCCUCAGUCGAGCAGUGAAUUGUAAACGCAGAUUCAACCACAAAGACCAGGGAGGUUUUCCAAUGCCUCGCAAAGAAGGGCACCUAUUGGUAGAUGGGUAAAAGAAAAAGCAGAUAUUGAAUUUCCCAUGGUGAAGUUAUUAAUUACACUUUGGAUGGUGGAUCAAUGCAUCCAGUCACUACAAAGAUACAGCCGUCCUUCCUAACUCAGUUGCUGGAGAGGAAGGAAACCGCUCAGGGAUUUCACCAUGAGGCCAAUGGUGCCUUUAAAACAGAGUUUAAUGGCUGUGAUGGGUGAAAAUUGAGGAUGGAUCAAAAACAUUCUAGUUACUCCACAAAUGACAGUGAAAAGGAAGCCCGUACAGAAUAUAAAAUGUUGCAAACAGGAUGCAUGUUUUGGAAUAAGGCACUGAAGUAAUAAUGCAAAGAAUGUGGCAAAGCAAUUAACUUUUUGUCCUGAAUAUGAAGUAUUACAGUGCCUUCGGAAAGUAUUCAGACCCCUUGACUUUUUCCACAUAUUGUUACGUUACAGCCUUAUUCUAAAAUGGAUAAAAUAAAAUAAAAAUGUCCUCAGCAAUCUACACAAUACCCCAUAAUGACAAAGCGAAAACAGGUUUUUAUAAAUUUUUGCAAAUGUAUUAAAAAUAGAAAUACCUUAUUUACAUAAGUAUUCAGACCCUUUGCUAUGAAACAAGAAAUUGAGCUCAGGUGCAUCCUGUUUCCAUUGAUCGUCCUUGAGAUGUUUAUACAACUUGAUUUGGAGUCCACCUGUGGUAAAUUCAAUUGAUUGGACAUUAUUUGGAAAGGCACACACCUGUCUAUAUAAGGUCCCACAGUCAACAGUGUAUGUCAAAGCAAAAACCAAGCCAUGAGGUCGAAGGAAUUGUCCGUAGAGCUCCGAGACAAGAUUGUGUCGAGGCACAGAUCUGGGGAACCAAAUGAUUUAGGUGACCUACACACAUUUUAAAAAAGAUAUGUCCAGCAACAACAUGAAGACAGGGGCAGCAUAUAAGUCAAUACCAGAAGCAUUUAUUGACUGAUCUGGGGAGAUGGAUUCCAGUUUCUGUGACAGAUUAUAAAUAAUCUCUGAUGCCUUUGUUAUAUUAGCUUUUGGUUGAAUGUACUGUCGUAGUAAAUAUAUAAUGUUAUAGCUUGGUCUAACUAAAAUCUUGUGCAUGACCCAUUUUGUGUUGGGCGUUUGUUUUCAAUCAAUGCUGUUCCUAUCCUAUAACAAUGGACAAAAGAGUCCUAUCUUGUCAGCCUUGUCAGCAGGUGGCCAAGGACAACACCCACGCCAUAGGUCUCUCAGUUCUUCCAACUCACGAGUUCUUGCUCUGAGGACACACACACACACACACACACACACACACACACACACACACACACACACACACACACACACACACACACAUCAUCACUGAUAACACACACACACACACACACAUCAUCACUGAUAACACACACACACACACACACAUCAUCACUGUUAAACACACACACACACACACACAAAAAUCCCCUCUCUUUAGGCUGAACAUUUGAAGACAGAGAACCCGACUCAGAGCCAAUGCAACAGUGGAGGGGACCUCGCCCAACUCAUCAGGACCAAUCAGAAGAUCAGAACUACUAGAUUCAACCUACAUCAUUUAUUGUAUAAAAUGUCUGCACACAAUGUUUUCGGGGCUCUCUUCUCCCUAAGAGUUUGACGAACGAGUCCGUGCACGCGAUUCCAGAUAUCUUUACCUCUGAAUAAACUGCCUUUAUUAUACCAUAUCCACCCUGUCCAAAGUCUCUACUUGGUCUCAGUUCUCCAGUAAACUUGUGAUUAUCAACAGUACACAACGGUAACAAACAAUUGGGGGAACUCACGGGGCAGAUAGUAAGGUCGCAAUGACACAGAAAGCAGUUCAAUGUCGGGGUACAGAGUCGCUCUCUUACCAGGAUCGCGGUCCGCUCUGACCAGGGUGAAGCCGGCCGGCUCCACUUCUCUGUCCGGGACUCUGUCAUCCAGCCAAGUCUCCCAGCUGUAUUGGGAUUCCGCUGCCAGCAGCGUUUUCAUUAUUUAGUCCGUUCGUAGCGGGUAUGUACACGAUCAACAAGAUCAGUCCAAAACCAACCACUGGAAAUCCAUGGUUGGCAGAAUGUUUGUAAACUAAGUCUACAAAUUAAAAACAUAAAAUAACGCCACACUGCAGGUCGCAACAGAGACGCUGCUAGCCGCUAUUGUCUUAGUUACGUUCAUGGUUACGUCACGUAUGACGAAAGCGCGUAAGUGCAAGCCCACAGACACCCAUAGAGAAUGUAUUGAAAGCUUUGAAAUUUGAAAAAAAUAGAUUUUACAUGACAGGCUAUGAGAGACUUCUGGGCGAUUUUCAACUUGACUGAAAUCGCCCCAAAAACGGGCGGGGCCAUUUGAAGCACGACUUUAGCCUGAUUUGACAUUUAGUGGCUGGCAGAUCAGACGUGAACACUGAUAACUACUGUUGCCGUGAUAUAAUUGAUUAGAAAAAAAAUCCCUUCCUUUUCCCGUUUGGCAGUGCGUCGCCCAUAUCGCCCUAUGGAACAGGGCGUCCCUGGAACCAAAAUAUGUACCAAAAUAUGUCUGCAGCAUUGAAAGUCCCCAAGAACACAGUGGCCUCCAUCAUUCUUAAAUGGAAGAAGUUUGGAACCACCAUGACUCUUCCUAGAGCUGGCCGCCCGGCCAAACUGAGCAAUCGGAGGAGAAGGGCCUUGGUCAGGGAGGUGACAAGAACCCGAUGGUCACUCUGACAGAGCUCCAUAGUUCCUCUGUGGAGAUGGGAGCACCUUCCAGAAGGACAACCAUCUCUGCAGCACUCCACCAAUCAGGCCUUUAUGGUAGAGUGGCUAGACGGAAGCCACUCCUCAGUAAAAGGCACAUGAUAGCUCGCUUGGAGUUUACCAAAAGGCACCUAAAGACUCUGACCACGAGAAACAAGAUUCUCUGGUCUGAUGAAAUCAAUAUUGAACUCUUUGGCCUGAAUGCCAAGAGAGAACCAGGCACCAUCCCUACGGUGAAGCAGGGUGGUGGCAGCAUCAUGCUGUGUAGAUGUUUUUCAGGGACUGGGUGACUAUUCAGGAUCGAGGGAAAGAUGAACGGAGCAAAGUACAGAGAGGUCCUUGAUGAAAACCUGCUUCAUAGUGCUCAGGACCUCAGACUGGGGUGACUGUUCGCUUUCCAACAGGACAACGAUCCUAAGCACACUGCCAAGACAACGCAGGAGUGGCUUCGGGAUAAGUCUCUGAAUGUCCAAAUGUUGCUUGUGCUAAGCUUGUUGAGACUUACCCAGAAAGACUAACAGCUGUAAUCGCUGCCAAAGAUGUUUCUACAAAGUAUUGACUCGGGUGUGAGUACUUACGUAAAUGAGAUUUCUGUAUUUCAUUUUGAGUACAUUUGCCAACAUUUCUAAAUAUGUUUUCACUUUGUCAUUAUGGCGUAUUGUGUGUAGAUGGUUGAACACAAAAAAUCAAUUUAAUCCAUUUUGAAUUCAGGCUGUAACACAACAAAAUGUGGAAUAAGUCAAGGGGUAUGAGUACUUCCUGAAGGAACUAUGCUCACUACAUUGCAUUCCUGAAGUUUGAGUCACGUAUUUAAUGAGCAUAAAGGUGAACUCAUAUCUUCACUUCAGGUGUUAUUUAUAUUGUUGUGUGCGUGUUUAUUAGCCUGCUUACUUCCAACCAUUGCACAUAAUGAGGAUAACUCAUAAACUGUCUCAAGGCACUGAGUGUGACGGUGAACCCGGCGGCUCGACCCUAGGGAAAUGUGCUGGGACAUAUGACAGUGGGGGACCCCCAAAGGGACACACACCAAGAGAGUCACAGAUGAUUAUUCUGGGUCCAUGUGGCUUUAGCGCCAUAGUAUUGACUAUUUACACCCGCCUGCUUUAUCGACCAUAGGAAACCAGUGGUGGCAGGUUGGAGAAAGACAAUUUAGGAGGGGUCAACUCUUCGAUUAGGUGUGUGUGUGUGGUCUAAUUAGACUGAAAGCCUUUCUUGCUGCUUUAAUGAGAUAUGAGUGAUGAGAUAUUCGUUUUCACUGGCAUCAGUUGUCACACAGCGAGAGGAUCAUUAGUCAGAGAAACACUCAAGGGAUGGAGCAGUGUUUGUGUUUAAACACAGGUUUGUUGUGUGUGGGGUUUUAUGUGACUUAUAGAACAGCAUGUCUUUGCUGAGGCUGUAUGAGUGGCCCACAGGGGCCUCCUAUUCUACACUAUCCUUGACUAUAACCUCAUUGGUAGACUUUGAUAUUUGGGGGGGGGGGGCUGCGAGAAAGAGGAGUAAAAAAAAUAAAGAAGGAAGAGGGGAAAUAUUUAGAGAUUCACUGGUAUGCUUGACUGCACUGUAGGGACCAGUCUGCCAGACCUGUGCGUGCCUGUCCUUAGAAAUGCCCUACUGUGUGUAGAUGUAAAUAUACCUAUGUGUGAACAUCACACAUACACUAUAUAUACCAAAGUAUGUGGACACCCCUUCAAAUUAGUGAAUUUGGCUAUUUCAGCCACACCCGUUGCUGACAGGUGUAUAAAAUCGAGCACACAGCCAUGCAAUCUCCAUAGAUAAACAUUGGCAGUAGAAUGGCCUUACUGAAGAGCUCAGUGACUUUCAUUGUGGCACCGUAAUAGGAUGCCACCGUUCCAACAAGUCAGUUUGUCACAUUUUUGCCCUGCUAGAGCUGCCCCGGCCAACUCGAAGUGCUGUUAUUGUGAAGUGGAAACGUCUAGGAGCAACAAAAGCUCAGCCGCAAAGUGGUAGGCCACACAAGCUCACAGAAUGGGAGUGCUGAAGCACGUAGCGCGUAAAAAUCUGGCAGUCCGACAGACGAUUCUGGGUUUGGCAGAUGCCAGGAGAACGCUACCUGCCUGAAUGCAUAGUGCCAACUGUACAUUUUGGUGGAGGAGUAAUAAUGCCUAACCGGGAUUCAUAACACCCGCCCGCUUAACCCGGAAGCCAGCUGCACCAACGUGUCGGAGGAAACACUGUUCAACUGACGACUGAAGUCAGCCUGCAGGCACCCGGCCCACCACAAGGAGUCGCUAGAGCGCGAUGAGCCAAGUAAAGCCCCCCCAGCCAAACCCUCCCCUAUCCCGGACGACGCUGGGCCAAUUGUGUGCCGCCCUGUGGGAUUCCCGGUCACGGCCAGUUGUGACACAAUCUGGGAUCGAACCCGGGUCUGUAGCGACGCCUCAAGCACUGCGAUGCAGUGCCUUGGACUGCUGCGCCACUCGGGAGGCUUUACAAAAUGACGUUCUAUACGAUUCUGUGCUUCCAACUUUGUGGCAGGGCCCUUUCCUGUUUCAGCAUGACAAUGCCCCCGUGCAGAAAGCGAGGUCCAUACAGAAAUGGUUUGUCGAGAUCAGUGUGGAAGAACUUGACUGGCCUGCACAGAGCCCUGACCUCAACCCCAUCAAACACCUUUGGGAUGAAUUGGAACGGCGACUGCGAGCCAGGCCUAAUGGCCCAACAUCGGUGCCCGACCUCACUAAUGCUCUUGUGACUGAAUGGAAGCAAGUCCCCGCAGCAAUGUUCCAACAUCUAGUGGAAAGCCUUCCCAGAAGAGUGGAGGCUCUUAUAGCAGCAAAGGGGGGACCAACUCCAUAUUAAUACUGAUGAUUUUGGAAUGAGAUGUUCGACGAGCAGGUGUCCACAUACCUUUGUUCAUGUAUUAGCUGGAUGCUUUAAAAACAUUGAGUCUGGAUUAUUGUGUGUGUGUGUAUGUAUUUUAACGCAACAUACCAGAGUGUUUUUGUGAAUAUGUAAACCUGUAUUUUGUUGUACAGUUCUUAUUCAUCCUGAUAAGGAGGCAAUGAACGUAUGUCUCAUGGGAAUUGAAAUGGGAUAGCGCUUCUCUGUACAAUUGAUCCUUUGUUUUUCUUGUUGGUAUGGGGAGGGGAGGAGGGAGAAUACCUGUCAGAAUCUGAGUGCAUGAAUCCUUAUCUACAACCUGUCUGGGCCCUAUCCCAGAUCCACACACGCACACAGUCUAUAGUGACAACGCAACUAUCCCUGGGCAAUUACAGAUGAUGCUUAGGUGCAUACAGUAUAUCCACAUCACCUGAGCAAACUGCACAGUGUACACUACAUUACAACACUUCGGGGUACAAGAACCUCCCGAGUGGUGCAGUGGUCUAAGGCACUGCAUUCCAGUGCUAGCUAUGCCACUAGAGAUCCUGGUUCGAAUCCAGGCUCUGUCGUAGCCGGCCGUGACCGGGAGACCCAUGGGGCGGCGCACAAUUGGCCUAGCGUCGUCCAGGGUAGGGGAGGGAAUGGCCGGCAGGGAUGUAGCUCAGUUGGUAGAGCAUGGCGUUUGCAACGCCAGGGUUGUUGGUUCGAUUCCCACAGGGGGACAGUAUAAAAAAAUUAAAAGAUGUAUGCACUCACUAACUGUAAGUUGCUCUGGCUAAAAUGACUAAAAUGUAAGAACAUGCCUUUCAUUCUAGGAUAUAUAUAUAUAUAUAGCCAGCGGGAGAGAAAAAAGACAGAGAGCGAUAGAUAAAAGGAAUGACUGGGGCACACAACGUUUAUGAUGUUAAUGUUUAGCAUCCGUGUGCUGGUGGUUAACCAUUAGAGAGCCAUUGCCUGGUUCUCUCUGUCCUCCCAGACCUUUGAUCUAGUCUAGAGGCCUGUCUCUGCUCUGAGCCAUGCUCAGGUGAAAGUUCAGGUAUGUCCCACAGCAGCACAGUCGCCAUGAGUAAUCCUGUGAGGAAUUCAGAAAGCCCUUUCAUGAAAGAGAGACCGGAGUCUAUGCCUACAUUUACUGCACAUGAGGAAUAAGACCAGGGGAAGGGUGGGCAGAGGAAAGCACUGAAACAAGUCUAGUGAAAGGAGGGAGGGAGUGGCUCUAAGCUAAGGGAACCCUCAGGCUUAGAGCAACACAAUCGCUAUUGCAUAACUACAAUAUAGUCUGCAGUAGAAUGUCAGUAAUGAUUUAUAGUUCCACCAUGAUAAUUAUUGUCAAUAAGCAUUUAUGGGAUGAGAUUCGAUCCCAACUGUACUGAUGUAAUAUUGAUGUGGUUGGUUCUAAUACAUAUUAUGUUUUCCCAUCUCUCUCUUUGCAGAGGAAGCAGACUACUCUGCGUUUGGUACGGACUCUCUGACCCGUCCUAAGAAGACGGUCCUAGCGGCCGUGUUGCUGCGGCCUGAUGCCAACCGGAAGAAGCCCCCUGUGAUCAUUAGCCUGCCCAGGGACUUCAGGCCCGUCUCCUCCAUCAUCGACGUGGACAUCCUCCCUGAGACACACCGCCGGGUGCGCCUCUACAAGCACGGCCAGGAGAAACCGCUGGGCUUCUACAUCCGCGACGGCUCCAGCGUCCGGGUCACGCCCCAGGGCCUGGAGAAGGUGCCUGGGAUCUUCAUCUCCCGCAUGGUGCCUGGGGGCCUGGCUGAGAGCACAGGCCUGCUGGCCGUCAACGACGAGGUGCUUGAGGUCAAUGGUAUCGAGGUGCAAGGCAAGUCUCUGGACCAGGUGACUGACAUGAUGAUCGCCAACAGCCACAACCUCAUUGUGACGGUGAAGCCAGCCAACCAGCGCAACAACAUCAUACGGAGCAGUGGCGGAGGGGGUGGGGUGGCUUCCGGGAGCUCGGGUCGCUCUUCCGACAGCGGCGCCAGUUUCUACGGCUAUUUCACCCCGGGCGCUGCCAUAGCGACGACCCCGGCACACAUCAUGCAGAACUUCCAUCCAGAGGAGCUGGAGAGUGAUGAGGAUGAUGAGGACCUGGUGAUAGAGGCAGACGGGGAGGCCGUGCCCAUCCCACGGGCAGCCUUGGCCAGCUGCAGCAUGCCCUCCCUGCCCCGCUACGAGCCCCAUCUGAACCUCCGCACCACGGCCAACGGAGCCCUGGCCUCCAGCAACAGCACCGGUUCACUGAGCACGGUCAGCACGCCCGAUAGGGGCCUAGAGGGAAGGAGCUUAGAGGAGGACGGCACAGUCAUCACGCUGUAG